GAAUAACUUUCUACAUAAAACACUUUCAUGCUAAUUCUCAGCUCACACUCGGAUUUUGGGGAAGCCAGAAGGAGGACUGCGAUCCGACCAUCGUCGCUGCGAGAUUUCUCCGUAACCAUCUUUUCAUCCGAUUGCACUGGAAUCCCAUUCAUUUAGAGGUCAUCCAACCGCUGUCCUUUCCUGCCCGUCUUCAUUAACAGAAACAAAAAGAAGUUGCACGAAGCGACAUCAGACUGUCUCACCAUGUCCGGAGCAGAAGGCCAUUUCGCUGACCAAGCUGAAUUGCUUGCAAGCCUGCCCAGCAGCCCAGAAGAGAUGUCUGGAGCGGAGGCAGCGAGCGCAGGGUCCCCAGAGGGGGAACCUGGGGUCCAAGAUCGGUGCCCACCCGACCACACCUACGCCGAGAGUCAAGGUUUGGAUCCUGUAGCCUCCAGAGACGAACGCAACGUGGAAAGCCUAGAGGGCCUUGAGAACUUAUUGCUGAAUCAUAGACACCAUUCAGAUGGGCCUGAGGAGGAAGGGGAGGAAGGGCACGGGGAGGAGGAGGAGGAUGAAGCUGAAGGUCUGGCUGAGGCACGUUUUCAGUGCCAUGAGACCGACCAGAUCCAGUAUUUAUCUGAUCAGGAUCGGGCCCUGGAGGAGUGGGUGGCCUCCGAAACAUCCCCACUGCCCCGACCUCGCUGGCAAGUGCUCACUGCCCUCCGUGAUCGCCAGCUGGGUUCGAGACCCCGCUUUGUCUCUGAGGCCUGCGGGGCGAGAGCCUUUGUGCAGCGCUUCAAACUGCAGCAUGAGCUUGAGGGUCACUUGGGGUGUGUCAAUUCCGUGCACUUUAACCGGCGUGGCACCUGGCUGGCCAGUACCAGUGAUGACCUGAAGGUGCUGGUGUGGGAUUGGGCACGUGGGAAGCAGGUACUGAACUAUCGCAGUGGCCACAGAACCAAUGUCUUUCAGGCCAAGUUCCUCCCCAAUUCUGCUGACUCUGUUGUAGCCACGUGUGGCAGUGAUGGGCAAGUACGUAUCGCGGAGCUGGCCUCCAUGCCCCAUUACAAGAUUACCAGGCGUGUGGCCCAGCACAAGGCAGCCGCCCACAAGUUGGCCCUGGAGCCAGACUCCCCCUAUAAGUUCCUGAGUUCCGGUGAAGAUGGCAUGGUCUUCGCCAUUGAUCUCAGAUUACACCAACCGGCCUCACCAGUGGUGGUUGUCAGAGACAGGGAGAGCAAAGUAGGGCUGUACAGCAUUUCUGUGAACCCUGCCGAUGUCAAUCAGUUCGCAGUGACUGGAAGAGAUCAGUUUGUUAGGAUUUAUGACCAGAGAAAGAUUAACCCGAUUGUGAACAAUGGUGUCCUCAAGAAAUUUUGCCCCCAUCAUUUGCUCGACAAUCAAAAAAUAAGUGUCACUUGCGUGGUGUAUAGCCAUGAUGGCACAGAGCUCCUUGCUACUUACAACGAUGAUGAUAUUUACCUCUUUAAUUCCUCUGAUGAGGAAGGAGCCCAGUAUGUUAAGAGAUACAAGGGCCACAGGAAUAGUGCCACCGUGAAGGGGGUCAAUUUCUAUGGCCCCCGAAGUGAGUUUAUAAUAAGUGGUAGUGAUUGUGGGCACAUCUUUUUCUGGGAGAAAUCAUCCUGCCAGAUAGUCCAGUUCCUGGAAGCAGACAGGGGAAGGUCAGUUAAUUGCCUUGAGCGCCAUCCUUACCUACCUGUGCUAGCGUCCAGUGGCCUAGAUCAUGAAGUCAAGGUCUGGGCCCCCACAGGAGAAGGUCCCAGUGAUUUUAGCGGAUUAAAAACCGUGAUUAAGAAGAACAAGCUGGAACGAGAUGAUGACAGCUUGAAUGAACACAGAAUGUUUGAUAGCCACAUGCUUUGGUUCCUCGUGAGCCACCUGUCACAGAGAAGGCGUUCCUGGGAAAAUUCUCAAGUUGGAGGCCAGGCUGAAGAAACCAGAGAUUCGUCCAGCACCUCAGACUCAUCCGAAGAAGAGGGGAGCCAAGACCGUGUGCAGUGCAUAGCUGCUUGAAGACAGUACACUCUCCCCGUACAACUCCAGAGAGUUGAUUUCGAAAUUCCACUUGACUAAUAGAAAGUUGCCUUUUGUUUUCUAUCCAUUUUCUAAAAGUUAAAGACCAUCUCUUCCCUUUCCUCACAUUCUUCCUCCUUUAUUCCUUUCCGUUCACUUGAUUUCUUUACUCCUAAUGUAGUAUAAGCAGUUGAUAGGCCUUUUUUCCAUUGCCCGUUCUCUUAUGGUUGAUGAAUAAAAUUUCAUAGUUGUGACGAACAAUGUAAAACUUCAUUGGCCCCGCUUUUCCGACCUGCUGGAAUCCAUUAGUUUAUAAAUUUAAAUUAAACUGUUGACUUUAAUGCUCAAGUUCCUUUGUGGAACCAAGAAUUGCAGAAAUAUGUUUAUACUGUAGAAGUAAAACAUGGUUUUGUUUCUUGAAUACUUGCACUUUUCCAUAAACACCGAACACACACCCACAGACAGUCUCAAACACUCACCAAAAUAAAGGGAGUAAAUAGUUUCCUUAACUAGAUAACUCAUUCUCCUGAGCGAAAUAGUUGAGAAGCUUUAUGUUUGGGGAAGUUUUCAUAUGUUUCGAUAUGUUAAUAUUGCUUACUCUGAAUAUAUUGAUGGGUAAUUAGAAGCUAAAAUUGAUGUAAUAGCCUUGUUUACACUUUCAAUAUUCAUAAUACUUUAUUACCGAAAACUUAUGUAGGAUUACUUUCCAGAAAGUGCCCUUCAGAAGACCAUCUCCUAAAAGUAUUCCUUUUGUUUGAAAAUGUAUAAUUGGAUUAACUUGGAAAAUAAUUUACUGUGAAAAUAUGGAGUUCAUUAUGUUCAGAUAAAGCUGUUUGCUAUCUUUGAAAGAAAAAGAAACUUCCACUAGACAUCCAUGUAUAGUUUAAAAGUUCUUUAACCCUUUUAUGUUGUUAAAUCGGUUUUAAAACUGUUUAUCUAUUAGGCCCAUUUUAUGUAAAAUGCUGGAUACUGGAUAUCUCAAGCGUUGUUCAAUAAUAAUCAUGUUUUACCUUGA
Molecule: messenger RNA, 3028 nt
Organism: Echinops telfairi (small Madagascar hedgehog)
Lineage: Eukaryota; Metazoa; Chordata; Mammalia; Afrosoricida; Tenrecidae
Product: DDB1- and CUL4-associated factor 8-like
Exons: 4
Coding region: 244-2013 (589 amino acids)
Cellular component (GO): cytoplasm; Cul4-RING E3 ubiquitin ligase complex
Molecular function (GO): protein binding
Source: RefSeq, a predicted model, not a curated record